AUUGCGUUUCCUACUUCUCUCGGUUUGUCUUGGGUAUAUGCGCUACAAGAUGAACUUCGACAUUCUUGAAGAUGAUGACUGGACCGGUCAAGUACGCGACGUCAAAGAUCCUUUUGAUCCGCAAGCCAGUGGUCAUGACAUUCUAAUGCUUGACCUUGACGACGAUGAACUUGCGGCUAUGAAUUCCGAAAACGAUGCAAUGUUUGAGGAUUUGGUUGGUGAGAACGCCUCUCAAGCGGACCCGAUGCAAGACGAUUUCGACCAAAUUGAUCCCGUUGCUGGACUUGAAAACAUUGCUAUAGGAUUCUUUGAACAGUUAUCAACGGCUUUUCCUGAUGCGGAGUAUCAUUCCCAUCGCAAACGGGAGAGGAAUCCUAUAUCUAUAAGUCUAGUUGACAGAACAAAAACAGCGAAAGAAGAUGGUGCUUCAACUAUGAAGACUGUAUCGUUUCCUCAGAACACAAAGCGGGGCAGUAGCAGAUCAACUGCUCAAGUGCUGAGGAUCAUCGACCUGAUGCACGAAGCUCUUCAUGAAGAAGUUCCCAUCACAAAGCGGGACAUGUAUUAUCGUGAUGUGUCGCUGUUUAAGACUCAGUCUAUCGUGAACAAGUACGUUGAUGACCUUGCAGCAACUAUCGGGGUGGGUCGUGGAGACCUCAAUGUGCGAGCAUCGUCGAAGGGUCUCUUCUCCGGUGCUGGCCUCACUAUUCAUCUCCAUUCGGGCGAAACGUUGUACGGGAAUGACUCGGAGAGCACGUUGAUCCCAGUCGCCGAUGAUAUCGAGAAGUUUGAAAUGAGAGAUGGCCUGUCUUGGGUGCUAAUCGUCGAAAAAGAGGCUGUCUUUCAGACACUCGCUCGAUUGAGUUUCUCAAAACACCCUUGCCUUCCAGGGCAUGGCAUCAUUAUUACGGGAAAGGGUUACCCAGACAUCGCAACGCGUCAGCUCGUAUGUACACUAGCCGAUAACCUCCCUGUCAUUAUCCCUAUGAUUGCGCUUGUUGAUGGAGACGCAUUUGGUAUUGACAUUAUGUCGGUCUACAAGUUCGGGAGCAGUAGUAUGUCUCACGAACGAGAGACACUGACUGCCCCGAGGCUCCAAUGGGCCGGGGUAUUUGGGAGUGAAUUGGCUCAGUUCGGAGUCGAAAGGGAUUCAAUGCUAGCUCUUACGAAGCAUGACGAGAAAAAAGCUCGGACAUUGUUAAGCCGUCCCGAACUGCCCGCAACCUGGAGACGUGAGCUGCAGCACAUGAUAUUCACUCGUCGCAAAGCUGAGAUAGAAGUCCUGGCAAAUGCUAAACCUCUUGUUAAUGACCUGGGUUUCAUUCGCCCGUCCUCCUCGAAUAAUCAGAUCGUGACGCCGCCUGUUUCUCUCCCCUCCCCUGAGAACGCUCUUACAAGAUACCUCGUCCACAAGCUCUCUGUUGCAAUUGCAGGACGUGCUGCGCCUACGUUGGUCUGACGUGCCUCAUCUGAUCAGCUUGAGGGCAGACUCUUGAAGCCUUCGCGUUCACCUGCCUGUUGUAUCUCUACUGUUCAUAUGCGCGUGAUGGAGCAAAGAAUGCUUGUCCCUGAUGCUACAACAUAAAUACUAAUUCGUCUGAGCGUU
This is a messenger RNA of Somion occarium, 1606 nucleotides long. Lineage: Eukaryota; Fungi; Basidiomycota; Agaricomycetes; Polyporales; Cerrenaceae. The record is from the annotation of a GenBank genome assembly.